Diabrotica virgifera virgifera (western corn rootworm) is the source of this 1482-nucleotide messenger RNA. RefSeq names its product DALR anticodon-binding domain-containing protein 3. Gene Ontology annotation, biological process: arginyl-tRNA aminoacylation; tRNA C3-cytosine methylation. The transcript has 5 exons. The record is from RefSeq and is a predicted model, not a curated record. The coding region runs from base 141 to 1409 and encodes 422 amino acids. NCBI's taxonomy places the organism in Eukaryota, Metazoa, Arthropoda, Insecta, Coleoptera, Chrysomelidae. Gene Ontology annotation, molecular function: arginine-tRNA ligase activity; ATP binding; tRNA binding.
UAGUUGUCACAUUGUAACAGAAGACUAAAUUGCUAGGUUAGGUUGUCAGAUGAUUUUGUGUUUUGAUUUUGGAGUUUGAAAAAUAGGAAGUAUGGUUUAGUGUCAACAAUAAAAAUAUAAUUUGUGUACUUUCUUUAAAUAUGAAAAUUUUAACGGAUUUUACCCAAAAUUUACUUGAUUUUCUAGUCGAGCAACAAUAUGAACAUAGUCAGAAUAUUAUUAGAACUCACACCAAAAAAUUGAAUGAAUUGGGUGAUUUAAGUUUUCCUACAAAUACUAAAAACUGGUACCAAUUCAUUGAUGUAAUUAAAGAAGAAUCAGUUAAAAGUGUGAAUAUAGUUAAAUUUGAAAUUUCAGAAACGACUAGAGAAUUAGUUACAGAGCAAUUGCUGCAAAAAAGCUCCAGUUGGCCAAUUGAAAUAAAUAAAAUUGUUUUUAAAAAGGCUGAUGCUCACAUACAUUUGAAAAGAAGUCCAGUACUUUAUAAAACAGUGAUAAAACAUGUGUUAAUGCAAGACUCUCAAUAUGGUUCGUGUCCCAUUAUGUCAAAUAACUUUAAUGUUGGGUUUUCUGUAAAUAUUGAAGAUAGCAACAUAGUAAAUUUGACUACUUUGAGAAUGAUGAUUCUAAAAGAAGUAGCUGAAAACUUUAUCAAAUAUAAUACCAUGGAAUCACCAAGAAACACAUAUAAUUUACAUUUUGUUGCUAACGCAGUUGAUAAUGAAAACAUUAACAUUUUAUGUGGUCCAGUUUUAAACGAAAGAUGCAUAAAGAGUAACCUUACUGCUAAAGAAUUGUAUGAAAAAAGAGCAUCUGAUAUGAGAAUGAUGGCCCAACACAAAUAUGGGGUUCAGAUAAAACCAAGUAAAGCAUGGGAAACAUAUUUUAAUAAUAUUGGAAAAGGUUCAGUGACCAUAGAAAUGUUAACAAACAAACCACAGAAAUCAAUAAAAAUAACUCCAAAUGAUUUACAAUCUGCAAAUAAAGGUGCUUCGUUUAUAUUUUACAAUUGUGCUAGAUUAUCUGCUUUAUUUAAAGAAUUUGAAAAAAGGGUUAUGUCAGAAGAAUAUCCAAGAUUGCCAGAUAUUGACGAAAUAGAUUUUCAUCUCAUUGAUCAACCAGAAGAAUGGGAAUUGUUUUAUGUAUAUAUUUUGCAAUUCCCACUGGUUAUAAAGAGCUGCGUUAAAGAUAUCGAGAAAGGAAUAUUUAAUCCACAAUAUUUGAUAUCGUUUCUAUCUAAUCUUUGCUCUGUAUUUAGUGUGUACUAUAGAAGAGUACGCAUAUUGACAAACCCAAGGGAGCACAUGUUUUCAAUUAUUCAUGCAAGAAUAUAUCUAUUAAAAGCACUACAGUGUGUUUUCCACAAUUCUUUGCAUCUAUUGAAUAUCGAACCUAUCAAAGAGAUGUAAAGCUGAAUAAUUCAGUUGUUAUGUAUUUUUUAAGUUUUAUAUUUGAUGAAAUAAAUAUAUUUAUUUUUUAGAA